This is a messenger RNA of Manduca sexta (tobacco hornworm), 1223 nucleotides long. RefSeq names its product 39S ribosomal protein L54, mitochondrial (gene mRpL54). Gene Ontology annotation, molecular function: structural constituent of ribosome. The coding region runs from base 132 to 560 and encodes 142 amino acids. Gene Ontology annotation, cellular component: mitochondrial large ribosomal subunit. The record is from RefSeq and is a predicted model, not a curated record. The transcript is spliced from 3 exons. Lineage: Eukaryota; Metazoa; Arthropoda; Insecta; Lepidoptera; Sphingidae.
GUCCAAAAUAGUGUCAACUGUGAACUGUCAACUGUCAAUCUAAUGAACAUAAGCUUAAACUAACCUCAAUGCGGUAAAUGUCGGAAUCGAUGUGAACAAUUUCAUUUGUGCGCUAUUUAUCACUUGUAAACAUGUAUACAGGAUUAUUAAGGACGUUAAACCUAGUUGGACGAGUGUUACCGGUACAAAGCACUCAGCUUCACAUGGAUGCGACAUGUUUUGCUGCUAAGAAAACAACAAGUGCUGCUGGAGGUGUCAUGGGCCUUGGCAAAGGCAAGAAGAAGGCCGGUAAACUGGGAACCAUGGAAAAGAAAGAAAUGCCUGUCGAGACAGACCCCAACAAGCUGGUCAACUACGUGUGCGGCUCUAACAUCUAUGUGACUGGAGAGGAUGUCAAGCUGAAGGAGGACAGUGAGUACCCGGCGUGGCUGUGGUCGCUGCGCACGUCGGGCCCGCCGCGGCUGGAGGAGCUCGACCCCAACUCCAAGCAGUACUGGAUCCGCGUGCGCGCCGCGGGCAUGCGCCGCAACAACAAGCUGCGCUCCAUGAGGAAGUUCUGAACCCUGCCAUACCUGAGGCCGUACACAGCAUGCCUUACUACAAUCCAUAACACCAAUAAAUAUCAAAUAUAGGUGUAGCAAUCACGUACCCUGUAAAUCUAUCACUUGGGUAUGUCAUUCCCUUUCGUAAUUGUUAGUGAUAACGAUUGUAGAAAGGUAUGUUUGCUACGGCUCUUGACUACUGAGGCUCACAGUAGACACCUUUGCACUUGAGGCAAGCACCACACCCAACACCAAAACAACUCACAAUUUUAACUUGAACACCUCAUCUAUGUGGCUCAUAGUUGAGCUAUCAUGAUACAGAAUGGACUAAUUAAAACCAUCACAAUAUUGACCACUGUUUACAAACUGAACUGAGGUUUGACUAUGAGGUGCAUGAUUGCAUUAUCAUUAUUCUCUCGACAACAAGUCAUUUUUGCAUUAUGUAUGGUUGAGGUAAAUGGUGUCAAUUUUAAUGGCAUAAAUGUUUCCUUGUGGGUAAAUUUUGUGGCAGUUUAAUGUGCGUAAACCUUAAUACUGUAAUAUCUGUUACAAUAACAGAUGCAUAGUGAAGACACGGCUCCACAUGUCUUGUUAAAAUCGGUGCGGUGUAUUAUAGAACAUUAUGAUAGUAUAUUAGAUAAUGUAGCAUUAAGUGUUGAUAAUAAACGUUUUCAAAGUUAA